Candidozyma haemuli is the source of this 1500-nucleotide messenger RNA. RefSeq names its product Rtg3p (gene RTG3). Gene Ontology annotation, cellular component: nucleus. The coding region runs from base 1 to 1500 and encodes 499 amino acids. The record is from RefSeq and is a predicted model, not a curated record. Lineage: Eukaryota; Fungi; Ascomycota; Pichiomycetes; Serinales; Metschnikowiaceae. The transcript has a single exon. Gene Ontology annotation, molecular function: protein dimerization activity; RNA polymerase II cis-regulatory region sequence-specific DNA binding; DNA-binding transcription factor activity, RNA polymerase II-specific. Gene Ontology annotation, biological process: regulation of transcription by RNA polymerase II.
AUGGAAGAUUACUUAAGAGACAGCCCAUUCGAGGAGUCGACCCAGAACGACCCUUCCAAGUUCAAAGGCUACGAGUCUUACAUGAACCCUUCGCUGGGACAAGAAGGAAACAGCCAGGAUGAUUUUUCUCGGUCCCAGCCACAGACUUCUGAAUCCCAGCCACACAACCAGGACCAAUUCAGCCUAGACUUGAACCAGCAAUUUGGUGAUGACUACUCGUCACCUGCUGUUACCUCUCCAACAAACUUUCAAAGUCCCAGCUAUGGUGGCGGUGCCCCUCAGGGCCAACAGCAGAACCUAGCUCCCAACGACCCAUACUUUAGUACCUUUGAAUUCCUUUCCUCGCCAACGCAACAACCCGUAUCCCCCAGAUAUCAACCACAAGGUGCUGGCAACAACAAUACCAACAACGAAUUUUCCGCUGGUUUUGGUCAACAGGUAUCGGACCCAUUGCAAUUUAACAUGAAUGACAAUUUUACCAAUUUGGACCAGUUGGUAUCACCAGAGAACAAUAUGAAUAACUCGGGUAUGAACAUCUUUUCCUCUGCCCAGUAUUUUUCCCCAAACACGAGAACCAAUCAUUAUAACCAUUUAUCGGCUAUCGCCGAGGACAGCUUGCCAAACCUGUAUCAGAACACCUUCAGUCCGGAGCUUUCGAGGCAUGGAUCGGUUAGUAUUCCACCCCUGGGGGAUCCGUAUGUCUCACCUCAAGCAAACGCCUUCUUAUCACCACAGUCAAGGCCACAUGAUAACUUUGACUCGCUUAGGUCUCCCUAUGGUGGUGCUUCUUAUCCGAACUCUCCACCACCUCCACUCAACUUGAACAUGAGUAAGAGCAUACCUACUGCAGUGAAUUUCAAUCAGACAUCUUUUAAUGAUUCUCAGAGACAGCAAAGGCAAUCAAUUGAGGAUGCGUUGUCUCCUCCAAGUCUGCUGUACUUGGGUACAUCAGCUCCAAGUAACUCGAAGAAGCCGGAACCUUAUCCAAGUUCUUCCAAACAACUAACUCAGGAGGAGAAGGCGAAGAGAAGAAGAGAGUUCCAUAACGCAGUUGAGCGUAGGCGACGUGAUUUGAUUAAGGAGAAGAUUAAGGAACUCGGAUUCCUCGUUCCUCCAUCUCUUCUAAACCCCCACGUCUGCGCAGUGCAGAAUCUACUGAAGCAACCGCAUCAGAAUCCUCCAGAUAUCAAGGAACUACUUCAAACAGUUAAAGUCAGAGAGACGAAGCCCAACAAGGCCACGAUCCUUCUGACUUCUGUGGAUUACAUUGAGCAUUUGCAGAAGGUCGCCGACCGCCAAAAGCAGCGUCGUGAAGAACUAGAACAGGAGAUUGCAGAACUUGAAGGAGGUGUUGGUAACGUCAAGCUCACAGAAACAGACAAUGCUAAUUUGAACAAUUCAUCUGACCUUCAAGAACAGCUUCAGUCACCCAACCAGGACACUCAAUUUAAUCCAGACGACUUCUUUUCUGAAGUCAUCAGUGAUACUAAUCAGUUCUAG